Messenger RNA from Contarinia nasturtii (swede midge), 3697 nucleotides. RefSeq lists its product as uncharacterized. Bases 317 to 2101 code for a protein of 594 amino acids. The transcript is spliced from 14 exons. The record is from RefSeq and is a predicted model, not a curated record. Lineage: Eukaryota; Metazoa; Arthropoda; Insecta; Diptera; Cecidomyiidae.
CAUAACAUUAUACAAGCUGAAGAAAGCAAAAGAAAGUAACUGAAUAAGCAAAAAAAAAAAAAAAAAAUACAACAAAAGUAACCAGUAAUUUUCGAUAUUCACUGAUUGACGUUUGAAUUGUUCUUGAAAAUUUUGCUUUUGUGUGUGAUUUUUGAACGAAUGUUGCGGCUACAAAGGAGUUGAAAACCAACAAACGUUUGACCAAUAGACAAAGGAAAUAGACAACUAUUUAUUUAUAAAUAUUUGCGGAAUACAUCAACUCAACCAAAAGAAGAAAAUCAACUUUGUCAUAGUCAGAUUAUAAACAUUUUCAAAAAUGAUAUCGUGGAGUAAUAUGAUGGCCACCACCGUUUUGCCAAGUCUUUUAAUCGUGUCUUUGAUUUUAUCGACAUCAUUGGUUUGCGCACAAGAAGAAGAUUUAUUAGUGACAGAAUUUAGUAUAAUUGGUCAUACGAGCAGUAAUAGUAAUUCAACAAUCGGAAGCAGUUCAACUAGCGCAAGCGGCUUUGAUAUUAGAACUAGCACUGGUAGUGGAAACUCAGAAGGUAACGAUAGUGAAAAUAGCAGUAAUGCAAGUGACAGCAGUGUAAGUAAUGGCGACGAUUUGUCCAGUGAUGGAAUUUCAAGUUUAGAAACAUCACCAGCGACACGACAAUAUGUAGCUGUUACACAAUCAACAAUAUUAAAACGCAAGGGACUGAAACCGGAAUCAGCUGAUGUCGAGAAAACAAUCACAAUCACCGACUCCAAUCAAAAUCAUUCAACAGAAGCACUUUCUCAAGAUGGCAGUCAAAAGGAACCGGUGGUUUAUCUAUCGGAGACGGCUGGAUACAUUCCAGUUACAUCUUUGCGUAAUCGACCAACGGGAAUAAACGCGGGCUAUCAUAUUGAUGGUGAUAUUGAUGGAUGGCGUCAUGAAUCAUGGGAUCGUGACUACAACCAUCGGAAUCGAUUUAACAAUACUCGUGUUCAACAUAUUGAAGCCGAGUGCCAGGAUGAUUAUAUGAAGAUUCGCAUCGGUUUCAACGGAUCAUUUACCGGACUUUUAUACUCAGCUGGCUAUGCAUAUGAUCCAGAUUGUAUGUAUAUUAAUGGUUCAGGUCGGGAAUACUAUGAAUUUUAUAUUCAAUUAAAUCGUUGUGGAACUUUGGGAAAAAAUGCAAUUAGUGAAAAAUCACGCGAAAAUCCAACGAAUUUUAUGUGGAAUACAAUUACGGUUCAAUAUAAUCCAUUAAUUGAAGAGGAGUUUGAUGAACAUUUCAAGGUGACUUGUGAAUAUGGCUACGAUUUCUGGAAAACAGUUACCUUUCCAUUUUUGGAUGUUGAAGUGGCAACAGGAAACCCGGUCGUUUUUACAUUGAGUCCCCCGGAAUGUUAUAUGGAAAUUCGUAAUGGUUAUGGCAUUGGUGGAACACGCGUAACUGGACCCGUUCGCGUUGGCGAUCCAUUGACUUUGAUGAUUUACAUGCGAAGCAAAUACGAUGGUUUCGAUAUUGUCGUAAACGAUUGUUAUGCACAUAAUGGUGCCACCAAACGUAUCCAAUUGAUUGACGAAUAUGGUUGUCCCGUUGAUGACAAAUUGAUUUCACGCUUCCGUGGCUCGUGGUCCGAUACUGGAGUUUAUGAAACUCAGGUGUACGCAUAUAUGAAAACAUUUCGAUUCACUGGUUCACCAGCGCUGUACAUUGAAUGUGAUGUUCGAAUGUGCCAUGGCAGAUGUCCGAGUCAACCGUGUCAUUGGCGUAACAUCAAAUCAGUUACCAAGCGUGAUGUUUCAAAUAUAAAUAAAACAAAUGCAAAUGAUGUAGCUGAAAGAGGUAAAAAGGAAAAGACCGUUUCCGAUAAUAUUAGCCUAUUCCAAUCCUUGCGAGUACUUCAAGAGGGUGAAGGUGAUGAAUUUAGUUCAGCCGUUCAAAGUGUGAAGGAGCCCAGUGAAACGUGUAUGAAAACGACUGUACUUACGUCAUUUAUGUUCGCCACAUUUAUUUUAUUCGCCAUUUUAAUUGUAUCACUGUGGAUGACAUGCACAAAAUUGCGCUACCGAAACAAAGACUCUGGUCUCUACAAUGCAUACAUUAAUCACAAAGGACAAAUUGAUUGAAUCCACGUUGCACAAUCAAUUGUUCAACAACAAACUUAGAAAAAAAAAUAAACAUUAGAAUAAUACACUUACUUUAUUCGAAAGAAUACUAGGAAAGCUAGUUUUGAAUUUUUUUUAUCAAUCUCAAGAGUAGUUUCUAUGUAAUUUUAUAAUUUGAAAUAAUUUAGAAUAAGAAUUUUAUGCUCCUUUCGGUAUAGCCAAUCGAAUUUGAUUAUAAGUCUAAUGAAAAAACUUUCAUAAGAAAUUUCACAAUCGCUUAAUAUUUUUCACAGUAAACUGCUUAGGUAACAUUUACUCACAUACAAUCAUUCUUUGGAUUUCGCCUAAAAUCAAUAAAAAGUUUGGAGUUCUAGUUGGGAGAGACGUCAUUCAAAAAGCCACAAAAUCCAAUUCAUCUGAUAAUUAUUAUGGGUUUGUGAUGGAUUUUCAAAAUAUUUUGAAUAAUUAGUUUUCAUUUUGGCCACCAUCUCAAAGUAGAUGUACUAGAAUUUCGUGAAUUGAUUUCAUGUUUUGAAUUCUUUGCCAAUUUUACUUGGUCAUUCGAAAUGAUCUUCGCUGAAUGGUAUCAUGGUAUUACAUUUUUGAAGCACUCUGCUAUCGUUCUUUCGAAAAUGUAUUUCUUUGGUGGUGUCGAAUAUGAAAUGAAAAAAAAAAACGAUUCAAAACACUGGUGAAUGAUAAAACAAGUAUAUUUAAAGUUUCAAUGCCAGUUUCAUUCGAUGCUGAAGUUCAGAUUUCUCACUUUGUCAUUUUAAAAAUAUUCUGUUGUUUCUUAAAAUUAAAUAGAAAAAUUGUUUCUCCAAUGUGGUGCUGCAAAUGUAGACAUCUAAACUACCAAAAUAGAAUAUAUUUGCAGUCCACGUUGGAGAAACAAUUUUUUGUUGUCACACAAUUCAGCAAGAUAUAUUUUUAUGCUCUGGAUGGUAGCAGCGCUGAGUGAAACUCGGAAUAUAACAGUUCGAUCAUUUUCUAUAAUGACUAUAGCCACCUACGACAAAUACUAUUCAAAUGCUUUUUGAAAUUCAAAAAAAUAAAAUAAAUGCCAGACCUCUUUGCAAUCGAAUUUUUUUUUCAUUUUUUUUUUGCCGAAUGAAUCAUUAGAUUGGAAUUCCAAUGUUUUAAGUUAACCUCAUAUUGACCCGUUGCGAUGAAAAAUGUCAUAUCACAGUAUUAUUUGAAAUAAAAUAAGCGCUAUUUUUCAUAUUAUGCUUUCAAUCCAUAAUUAUUGGAACUUGAAGGGACCCACUUCUCAACGACAUCAUGUUUAGGUUUACAAUUGUGAUGAAAUUAAAACGAGGGAGUGCAAUUUGAAACCUCUUAUCACAAGAACAGUGUAUAAUAUUAUUUGAAGGAGAUUUACUUAUUUAAAAAGAAUUGAGGCUUCUUCUUUACUUAAUUUAAUGACAAAAAACUACAACAAACCCUUACUUGACUUACUAACACAACAUAGCUCACCAUUUACAAAGGAGAUCUGAACAUGCCACAUGGCCAGAAAUGAAGUAUAGAUUUUUUUAGUUUUUCUUGAGAAAAUAAAUGAUUAAAAAUUGAAAAAUUGAAAUAAAAAAUGUAAAAAAUAUACAAACUAAAUAAUUUAUU